This is a messenger RNA of Trachemys scripta elegans, 6260 nucleotides long. RefSeq names its product zinc finger protein 648 (gene ZNF648). Gene Ontology annotation, molecular function: DNA-binding transcription activator activity, RNA polymerase II-specific; RNA polymerase II cis-regulatory region sequence-specific DNA binding. NCBI's taxonomy places the organism in Eukaryota, Metazoa, Chordata, Testudines, Emydidae. The transcript is spliced from 4 exons. Gene Ontology annotation, cellular component: nucleus. Gene Ontology annotation, biological process: regulation of transcription by RNA polymerase II. The coding region runs from base 286 to 3012 and encodes 908 amino acids. The record is from RefSeq and is a predicted model, not a curated record.
CCCCUGUGCGCACCGGCCGGGAGAGCAGCGGCGGCUGCGGCGCGCAAGUCUCCGGGCCCGCGGGGAACCAGCGGCGCGCGGCAGCACCGAGGGAGACCUUGGAGGUGCUGGGAGGCAUGGACUGUGAGCACACAGCAGUUCCACAAGUCACCAUUCAUGGCAGGAGUGCAGCUGUGCCUUAACCUGGCAAAGGAAAAGGGUAGGAUCGGACAGAUCAGGGAUUGCCCAUGAGUGGAGGGCUUUGGAGACCAGAGCCCAGUCAUCAGCAAGCAGGGUGAGGACAGCAUGAUGAUGGACAGUCCUGCAGAAUGCGGCCAGGGCAGGGCAGAGUUUGGCAGAGUCUUUGCUGGUUUUGUGCCCACAGAGCUGGCAGCAGUGGCAGAAAUCAGCAAGCUUGCACCUGUACUGAGAGACCGCAAGCCCAUGGCAGCUGUUGGUGCCACUACUCUGAUCUGUGGGGACUGUGGCAAGAGCUUUGCCAGGAAGUCGGACUUCAAAGUGCACCAGCGGAUCCAUACGGGUGAGAGGCCCUACAAGUGCUCCUACUGCAGCAAGGGCUUCUACCAGGCCUCCAUGGUGCGGCGGCACGAACGCACACACACUGGCGAGAAGCCCUACCGCUGCUCUGUGUGCGAUAAGUCCUUCGCCCGCUCUACCUCAUUGCUGAUCCACCAGAACACGCACACCGGCGACCGGCCAUAUGAGUGUCCCUUCUGCGAGAAGACCUUCUCUGACCCUUCCACCCUGCUCCAGCAUCGCAAGAUGCACAUGGGCCUCAAGCCCUUCCAUUGCAGCAUCUGCAACAAGUCCUUCAGCCAGUCAUCCAGCUUCACCUUCCACCAGGCUACUCACACCAACGACCGCCCCUUUGUCUGCUCCGAGUGCGGCAAGGCCUUCAUCCGCUCCACUGCCCUGCUCAAGCACCGGCAGACCCACGUCCAGAAGGCCUUUCGCUGUGGGGAGUGCGGCAAGGUUUUCCCCAAGCUCUCAGGCCUCCGCUCCCACCAGCGGAUGCAUGCCCAAGGCCACCGGAUAGAGAUGGAGUUGAGGGAGGAGGAGCGGAGCCGCUGGGACGUUCCCACGCUGAGAUUCCAAGGCCAUGACCCUCUGCCCCAGGACUGUCCCCUCCCUAACUUGGCUGUGCAGCCAGAAUCCAGUUGUUACCUCACUUUCUCAGCCUAUGACCUCAUCCAGUCUAAUAAGCUAGGACGGAUCCUGAAAGCAGAUAUUCAGAAGCAGAAGUGGAAAAUGGCAAGCAUAGAAUGCUCUGAGAGACUGGACCAGGAAUACCCUAGCAGCGGUUUGGCUCAGGGAUCCUAUGGGGACAGAAAGAGGACCACAAACACAUGGUGUGAAAAUGAUGAAGGCGAUGAGGAGGAGGAAGCUGAGGAAAGUGACAGUGAUCAUUUUGGGAACGGCAUGCAGAAGGACCAAGAUCCGGUGUCCAGCAGCUCCAUGCCGAGGGACAGCAUGGCAGAGGACCUUCUGUGUGAGGAAGAUGAGGUCUUUUAUGAGACCUUCACCCUUAUCAAUGCCAACGGCGUGGCCAAGAAGUUGAACAUGAUGGUCAGUCUUCGCACCAAGAGUGAUGAGGGCGAUGAGGAAAGCAGCAAGGAGACAGUGUGUCAGAAGUGGCAUAGCCGGCCAGUGAGGAAGCCUGCUGUUCUUCGGCACAGCCCACAGGGCAUAAAUCACUUUGGCAGGGUGCUGCCAAGUUCAACCGAGUACGUGGACACUGUGGUUACCCUGGACAGUGAUUUAGACGACCCAGCCAGGGACAGCCUGCCGUGCAAUGGCAUGGAAAGCAUCAAGAGCUACAUGACCAGGAAAGUAGAGGGUGGGGUGUUCCCAGGAAAUCCAAGUACGGACUUCAGCAAGCCAGGGGGGAGCAAAGAGCUUCCCCUGAAAAGCAAGAGAGGGGUGAAGUGGCUGAACCCGAAAGCUGCCAACAAGCCAGCCGAGAUAGCGGGCAGUGUUGGGGCCGUGAAAUCACCCACGGUGAGGAGGGUCAGGAUUGGGACGCAGCAGGUGGGCAGCAGCGAGGUGGAGGAGCGGCCUUACAAAUGCAUGCAGUGUGGACGGGCCUUUAAGAAAUCAAGCAACCUCCUGAGCCACAUUGACACGCACAGUGGGGCCAAGCCGUACGCCUGCGAGUUGUGCGGCAAGGCCUACUCACACCAGGGCACCCUGCAGCAGCACAAGCGGUUGCACACAGGCGAGCGCCCCUACAAGUGCCCGUUCUGCAUCAAGGCCUACACCUGGUCCUCAGACUACCGCAAACACAUCCGCACGCACACCGGUGAGAAGCCCUACAAGUGCCUGGACUGCGAGAAGGCCUUUGUGCGCUCCUCGGACCUGCGCAAGCAUCAGCGCAACAUGCACAGCAAUGACAAGCCUUUCCCCUGCCAGGAGUGCGGCAAGACCUUCAACAAGCCACUCUCGCUACUGCGCCACCAACGCACCCACCUGGGUGAGAAGCCUUUCCACUGUCCUGACUGCGGCAAAGAGUUUGCCGUGGCCAGCCGCAUGGUGGAGCACCAGCGCAUCCACACGGGCGAGCGUCCGUUCUCCUGUGCCAUCUGCGGCAAGUCUUUCACCAAGUCCUCCAACCUCUUCGAGCACCAGACGCUGCACACUGGUGAGCGCCCCUUCAAGUGCUCUGAAUGUGGCAUGGCCUUCGCCCAGUCCUCACGCCUCAUCCGCCACCAGCGCAUCCACACCGGCGAGCGGCCCUUCGCCUGCGCCGAGUGUGGGCAGGCCUUCGCCCGCUCCUCCACCCUCAAGAGGCACCAGCAGAUCCAUAGUGGGGAAAAGGCCUACCUGUGCUCAGACUGCGGCAAGGCCUUCCGCCAUGCCUCGCAGCUUACCCAGCACAUGCGGGUGCAUACGGGGGAACGGCCCUACCAGUGCGCCCAGUGUGGCAAGGCCUUCACUCAGUCCACCCACCUCAUCCGCCACCAGGCCAAGCAUGGUGCCAGCAAUGGGGAGCCAUUCUCCUCUUCCGAUGAGUAAAGUCCCUCCCUAGUGGGGCAGCUGGACACCAGGCACUCAACACACCUGUCUUCUGAGGGGCCAAAUACAACAGACCUGGGCUUCAUCAGGUUGAGCAAAUAUGAGAGAGGGUUUGUAUGCAAUACGGAGCAGGCACCACUCUCUGACCAAGUUGCUUGUUGACUAGAGGAGGAGAUCUGCAAGUACUUGUCUUCAUAAAUGCACACCAAAGGACCCAACCAGAGCUCACCUGUGACAGGGGAUACAGAUGAGGAGAGAGAUUAUGUAGAAUACACCCACCUUGUCAUCUGUCCAGGCACCAAGUUCAGCUGUUUACCAAGAUCCUCCUGCUGGACAAAAGUUCAAGAGCACAUCACAAACUGACUGACACUCCAUAGCUGUUGCUCCUUCAUGGGCCCUCAUGCCAAUUCCUGCUGCCCCUUCAAGUGUAGUUCUACUCUGAAAAGGGACUAGGUAAGAAAAUGGCAGAUCUGCUCCCAGUACAUGUGUUCAGAGUUGCAUCUGACACAACACUGCUUUUUACUCCUGUUUGCCCUGCAGAGCCAGGUCAGCUAAUGGAGUGUGAGCUUAAGUCUAUUCCUGCUUGUGUGUCCUUAACAGAAUGGUUAAUGAGGAGCUGGUCUACAUGUAGAAAUCAUACUGGUUUCACUAAAUAGAUUUAAAAAUACACUUUUGGUAAAAGUGAGGCAAGUCUGCAUGUAGACAAGACAUACGUUCCAUGCAGUUCCUGUGAAACACCUUGGAAGGAAACAGGAUGGAAUAGGGGUCACUUAGGGCAUGGUUUAUGUGUAGAGUCUCUAUUACUGGUGAUGAUGCAGAAGGAAAAAGCCCUUCUUGAGUCUCAGAGUCCAGGUUGUGUGUGCAGGUCUGUCAGCUACAAAAUACAUCUUAUUACUUGUAAGUUGCGCUCAAAUCACCCACAAAAUGUAAAUAUGGAACCCACCAAUGUCAUUUUAAGAGAUCCCCUUGUCAGAACAGAACUGCAUUUUGAGGUAUUAUAAUCUCCAUAAUGAGGAUGCCCCAAUGGCCAGCCUAUCGACAAAAAGCUUUCCUGAAGUACCUCUCAUAUGAUACCAUGAAAAACAAAAUGAACAUGAUACCAUGAAAACUCCAAACAAAUAUAUGUACUGUGGGAUACUUACAAACAAAGGCACUGACAUCAUUCCCUUCUUACUGGCCUGUUAGGAAAAGGAUGAAUGUACUUUUUAAAUGGGGUUGUGCUGGCCAUGGCUGGCUGAAUUAUUGACACUGUACACAGUGACUUUCCAAUAGGUGCAGAGACACUGGGUGGCAAAUGCACAACUGAUCAGUUUCUGGCUCAUCUUGGGUCUGAUCCUGCACCGCUGUAACCAAUGGGUAUUUUUGCCAGUGGGAGCAGGAGCAACCCCCCACAAGGUCCAGGGACACUACCCUUCCCAGCAACUGGGUGCUUCAUGGAGCUGAACUUUUCCUUAGGCUGUUGUCUCUAGACCUCACGAGUGGCCUCUCCCUCGUUUUCUGCAUCUAUCUCCAGAUAGUGCUGCAUGUGUCAUUGUAGGCCACCUCUCUUGCCCACCCCACACAUUUCAGAUAUUUGCACAAACCCUUUCACAUUACAGCUGCCCCUCUGUGUAGAUGCAACACUUGUUGGACUGUGCCUCACAGCAGAAAGGAUGAGCAACCUGUGUGAGAACUGCAGCUGUUCCACAGCCAGCCACUCAGGGUUAGGAAAGGUGCAGCAGCACCAAGGAAAGCAGCAAAUGUUCCAUGUCUCCCCAGAGUUAAGAGCUUCAAGAUCAGUCCAGUAGUUAUGCUCCCUAGCUGGCAGCGUGCUGCACUAUCCAGACAGCCCCCAAGACAUCCCUUUGGAGAAGAAUGUUUUUCAUUAAUUUCCUUUCUCUGCUGUGCCUGACUACCUUUCAGAUCUAGGAGAGCUAGAUACAGCUCUGUCUGGAGCCUAUCUGUGCCACUGCUAUCUUCCAGAGAGAAAGGGGCUCUCCAAUGUAAUAAGAGGUGCUCCAUCAUCCAAGUGCUACCUCCUUCACAACAUUAGCAGCCAGGGACAAAGCUGUAGUGGACACGUAUGGCUCUGCCCUCCAUAUUCUUCCAUUUCAUCCUAAUCCUUUUGGUCCUCUCCUGCACGCAAGACUCCAGCUACUCUGGGAUGGGUUGCAAGAUCAGUCUGGGCAGCUAGGAAAGGAGUGCACUGAACUAUCUCCAUUCACUCUCACUGGUGAGGUAGGCCCCUCUUCCCCAUCAGGCCAACUCGCUAAGGUUCCAUAGGUAGCCAGAUAGCAAAGUUGUGCGAUCUUUUCAGCAACAAAGCAAGCCCGGACUGAUAAGGCAUUUAAAAUUCUGCUUGACAAGCGCAGCUCCUGAUGAAAAGGUACCAAAUGAUUACAACAAAGUCAUGAGCCAACAGGAAUAAACCAUCAAGAAACACACACACACACACACACACACACACACAUACAGGGGAUUAAAAUAAAAAGAGUGCAAAAUGAACCCUCAAACAACUUAGCCAUCGAGUGCAGAAUCUUCAGUAGGGAAAGAGUUAAAAGUGCAACACUUUGCUUCUGAAAGGAAGGGGAAAAUUCCCCUUACUGAGAGGAAAUGGAUAGGACAGGCCUCACCAGUUAGGAGGACAGACGGGGUCUCUGGCCUUCUCUCUCCAGUGGGCCAGACCUAUGUUACCAGUUACUGCUGCCAUGGAGGAGAUCUCCUGACCUCUGUACUUGACAGGAUGCUUCACAUGACACUUUGUUCAUGUCUCUCUAAUUCUGCCCUUUGUGUUGAAGCUGGUGGGUGCCACGUAGAACCAACUACUUGAACACGCUGUGACAUUUGAGGAAUGUAAAUAUCUGUAAAUAAUAGUAAUAAUAAUUAAUAAUAAAUGUGCUUGCACUGUAAUGGGGUUAUAUUUGCCAAGAACUGGCCUGGGAGGGGUAGUCUAGUUUUAUUUUUUACACUUGCAAAGGUUUCCGUCUCUGAUGAUUACAAAUUGGAUGCUGUAAUAUACCAUGUGGACAGAGAAGGAAAUAACAUGGGGGAUGUUGUUUGGUGUUCCCUUGAACUCCCCAAUGUCUGAGAUAUUAAAGCUAUUAUGUCUCAAGCAAAUACACUGGAAAUAAAUAUUCUAUUGCCACUCAUGUAUCUUAAAGGUGGCUUAAAGGAACCAGGCUCUGGCUCUCUCACAUAUCUUGUGGUAUGCAUUAGAUACUCCUGGGGGAAUUCUGUGCCAAAAAAUUCUGCAUACAAUAUUUUAAAAU